CACGGCACGGCAUGUCAUGGCAAAGGAUUUCAAUACUAAUUAAAUUAUUUUGAAUCUUAUCUCAAUAAGUUUAGAAUUUACGUUACCUUAUUUUGAUACCACGAUGCCGCGACGUGCCGCAGGAUGCCGCGGCAUGACGCGACACGCCGCAGGAUGCGGCGGUAUGACGUGACUUGCCUUUUCAUUCCACGGGAUUCCGCGGCACGCCAUUGCAUCCCGUGAGACAUAUGGGUCAUUUUUGGAUCGAGGAAUUAUGAUUGCUAGCUAGUUGAAAUAAGGUUGAAACUUGUGCAGCAUUUCGAUGGGGCGCAUUCCGGUCGGUGCGCGGGGGCAAGGGAGGGAGAAAACGCACUGGCGCGCGCGAUUUUUUCUCUCACACUGACUGAGCGUGGCAAGUAAUUAGCACGUGCGUACGCGAUACAGUAAAUUACUUCACGUAAAAUACGGGAAAAUGGAUGAAGAGAAAUUGAUUAAUCUGGUUCGUUCGCAUGAGUGUAUAUACGAUGUCUCCUCUCGUUUCUACAUGGAUCAACAUAUGAAAAGGAACGCAUGGCAGAAAAUUGCAGAAGAAAUGAAUACAACACAUGAAGAAUGUCAGAAGGCAUGGAGCUGCCUUCGUAACAAUUAUAGAAAAGCCUUAAAAAACAGGGUGUCCAAAAGCGGUGACGCUGCCAAAAAGAGGCGACCAAUUAAAUUUGAAAAGGAACUUGAAUUUCUGCAAAAGUUUUUUCAAGAUAGACCUCAGCUCUCAAAUUUAGACUCUUCUUCCGACGAUACACAGCUUUCCGAAGAUACGCAGAAUAUCGAAAAUACACAACCUCCCAAUAUAGCAUCAACUGUUAAUUUUCCUGAAGCACAAUCGCCUGUAUCUCAAAUGUCGUGUUCAUCCCAUGCAUCAGAUUCUAGACCAGCUAGACAUGUUCGUCAGCGAUCAUACAUGUCAUCGCAAACACAGUAUACAGAAACAACAGCAGAAAUAUUAAAAAAAUACAUUGAAAACCAAAAGAAGGAACAACAUCCUAUGGAGAUAUUUUUUCAAGCAAUGGCGGCAACAGCGAAGACUUUGUCACCAAAAUUACAAGCUGAAAUAAAACGCGAUGUUUUACGUAUUGUUACUGAUGCAGAAAUAAAGCAUUUGGAAAAUGUGGAGUUAAGUUCAGUUGUGCAGCGAAGUCGUCCUUCGACAUCAAGUUCAGGAUUCGAUAUUUCAAAUGAAUUUCAUUCAUCUCAGCAAUACGCACCAACUUCUGUUGCCAGAACCCAUAAUACAACUAUCGAAAGAAGAAAUCCUUUACACAAUUUUUCUUCAUUUAAUAAGCCCGAUCAACAAUAUAACUCCGAACCAAACUAUGGUACUACUCAUAUAGAAUACAUACCUACUCCUAUAUCCAGACAUCAAAAUAAUAGUGAUAUAUAUGACAAUAACUCCAAUAUUCAAUUGCCGGAUUAUGAAAACUAAAUUUUUUAUAAUACUUUCGCUUUUUAUCAUACUGUACUGUAGGUACAUUUGUGAUCAUAGAUAGCUGAUUAUAAAAAACAAUUACUAACCUUAGACAUACAGACAAUCUCUCUGUAACAGGUAUAGGCGAUCGAAAAUUAGUUUUGAUUUUCUUUAUAUGCGAUUUUAGCAAAUCACUUAACUUUUCAAAUUUUUCAUAGUCCAUUCUGUAAUAAUCAUAGAAUUUUCGGAUGUCGUAUCUCAAAUCAUUAAAUAAGUUGCUGAAUUCACCAUUUGUAGAUCUUGUUCUCCAUAAAUUAUGCACCCAGAGUUGUCUGUUCGUCAAAUUAGCAGUUCUUAUUUGUCUCUCUUCAUCUUCAGCUAGAAGUGCUAUUAAUACUAAAUCCCAGUCAACCAUAACGACACAACAAAAUGUUCUUUUGCGACACAACCAACUUCGAAUA
Pieris brassicae (large cabbage white) is the source of this 1902-nucleotide messenger RNA. RefSeq lists its product as uncharacterized. Lineage: Eukaryota; Metazoa; Arthropoda; Insecta; Lepidoptera; Pieridae. The record is from RefSeq and is a predicted model, not a curated record. Bases 452 to 1459 code for a protein of 335 amino acids. The transcript is spliced from 2 exons. Gene Ontology annotation, biological process: regulation of transcription by RNA polymerase II. Gene Ontology annotation, cellular component: transcription regulator complex; nucleus.